CAGGGCUAAAGCAAUGUCAUUGGGUGAUAACUGGUCCAGCAGAAAGUCCUCUGAGACCAAGUUUCACAAUUUUUGGAACAAUAUUGAACUGGUAAAAUAAGUUUGUAUCAACGUAGUGCUGCAUUUAAUGACAAGUUGUUUCUUCAAAGGCCACCGACUCUGGCACACCAUCGCAAUCUGCAAGCUUAGUUCUAAACAUCGCUGUAGAAGACAUGAAUGACAACCCACCAGUGUUCCCCCAGAUAUCAUACUCCGUGACCGUAAAAGAGAAUGAGCCUCCCCAUGUGAUUUUGAGUGCUGCAGCCACAGAUGAAGACAUAGGGUACAAUGCCAUUAUUCAUUACACCAUAAUUGGAGAGACUUCUUCAUUUCAUGUUGGAGAACUUUCUGGAAAUAUUACAGCUCUUCAACCUCUGGACUAUGAAAGUCGUUCCCAGUAUACAUUUAUUCUGAAAGCUUUCAAUCCUGGACAGCCAGAUCUCCAGGACACAGCAAACAUUACAGUUACCGUGGAAGAUGUUAAUGAAGAAGGACCCAUAUUUGACAAACCCUCAUAUUACCAGAUCCUUCUAGACAAUUCUACAGCUGGCACGCUGGUAGUAGAUAUCAACGCGAGAGAUGAAAGCAAGAGUUAUGAUGAAGAUAUUUUCUACAAUAUUUCAGGUGGAAACUCAGAAGGCCUCUUUGGUCUUUCCAGCACCACAGGAGUACUCAUGUUAACACGAGACUUGUCCAAACAGACUGUUCCCCUGUAUUACUCCUUGAUGGUCACUGCUACAGAUUCGGGUCUGCCCCCUCUUUCAACUUCUGUAAAGGUGUCAGUAACAAUAGCUCCAAUCAACAUUUCAUUCCCGGUGUUCUCUGAAGCAGUCUAUCAGCCAGCCCCUCUGAGCGAGAAGACACUGCCAGAUACAUCUGUUGUACAGAUCAGUGUGUUGUAUAAGCUCCCUGUGAUAUACAGUAUUGUAUCUGGAGAUGGAAAGGGGUAUUUCACUAUCAAUUCAUUCACUGGUAUCGUAAGAACAAGGAAGAAUUUGGAAUGGCAAGAUUUUCCAGUCAUUUUCAAUGUGAGAGCAGCAGAUUCAUCUAAUGCUAGCAUAUUUAAUGAAGUUUCUGUGAUUGUGGAAGUUACUGAUGAAAAUGAUUUCCCUCCGGUUUUCCCAUCCUCUCUACUAGAAGAAAGAUUGGAAGAGAAUUUACCCGCUACUCAGAUCGUCCAGCUGAAAGCUCAGGAUAGUGAUACAGGUAGUAAUGGUCUCCUAACAUAUGGCAUUCUUAGUGGAGACAGACUAAAAUUCAGGAUUGAUGAAGCAACCGGAAUUCUUUAUUCCACUACCUCCUUUGAUUAUGAAGAGGAACCUACGGAGUAUCAGGUUGUGAUAUAUGCUGAAGAUGGUGGAAUCCCUGAGAAGAAAAGAGGUUACUGCACAGUUGUCGUAAAGAUCAUUGAUGUUAAUGACUGGCCACCUGUCUUUGACCCAGUGACUGAAUUCAAUGUAAAUGAAAAUGCGCCUGUGGGAUUCAUAGUUGGAAAAAUCACAGCAACGGACAGAGACACAGGAGAUAAUGCCUUUGUUCUAUAUAGCCUUACAGGUGGUGGAGGGAAUAUAUUUGAAAUUGAUGAAAUACAUGGCAACAUUAAGAUAAAGAACUCUCCAGACUAUGAAACCAUGAAUAAAUACAACCUUACAGUGAAUGCAGUCAACGAUAAAUCUGCCCCCUUCCAUCAGGCAACUACUCAUGUCACUGUUCUAGUGAUUGAUGUGAAUGAUAAUGCUCCAGUAUUUGCUCAGGAUUCCUAUUCUGCUUCUAUAAACAUGAUUAAUCCUGUAGGGGCUCAUGUCAUAACUGUGAGCGCUACUGACAAAGAUCAGGGGCAAAAUGGCCUUAUUGAGUACUACAUCCUCCCUGAUCAAAACUUCAGCCCGUUCUUCCUGAUAGAAGAUACGAGUGAGGGGAAAAUAAUUACAACUGGAAACCUGUCUAGAUCUGGAGAGAUCCAUUUAACAGUGAUGGCUAAGGACAAAGGUUCUCCAUCUUUAAAUGACACUGCUAUGAUUACUCUUAAUGUGUUUGACAACCGUCCAUUUGUUCCUCGGUUUGAUGAGACUGAAAUCAGCAUUUCCGUUUUGGAAAACACAGGAGUGGAUUAUUUCAUUUACGCUUUUACUGUGGUUGAAACUUUAGGAAAACGGAUUGAUUAUACAGUUGUAUCUGGCAAUGAAAAAGGUCAUUUUAGACUGGAUCCAAAAAGUGGUCAGCUGAGAACAGCAAUUAAUUUGAACUAUGAGGAAGUUUCUCAGUAUGUGAUUUUAAUUGAAGCAAACGAAAAUCUCUCACCUGCUGCAGAAGUCCAGCGUUCAGGCCUCUUUGCUCAAAAUGUGGCAAUGCUGAUGAUCUCAGUGCAGGAUGUAAAUGAAGAGCCAGCAUUUUUGAAUAAUGCCUACUCUGCUCGGAUACCGAACUCUGUGCCGUACAAGUACCCGGUUAUUACAGUUCAGGCCACAGAUCCAGAUUCAGGAGACAAUGGACUUCUGCUGUACAGCUUAGUGAAUAAUCAAACAAAUGCAUUUGACAUCAAUGAAAAUACAGGGCAGAUUUUUACCGUUUCUGUAGCAGGAAAGGCUGGAACAUUUUAUCUGGAAGUCCAAGCUGCAGACCAAGGCACAAGAAGACGCACGGCCCGGACAACAGUCAAUGUAACCAUUGAUUCCAGUUCCACUAACAACAUUGUGGUGGUGGUACUUAAUCAGAAGAUCAAUGUUGUUGAAAGAAACAUUGCUGAAGUAAAAAGGGUCCUGGAAGAUAAACUUGCAUGGAACAUAUACAUCAUUAAUAUUUAUUCCAAUGAGUUUGAAAGAAAAGCAAGAAGCAGCACUGAUGUAACCUAUGUAAAAAUGACUGCUUUUGAUGAGGCAAACCAGGAAAUAUCUGCAGAAGAUGUAAAAAGAAAACUUAGGGAGCAAAAGAGUAACAUUGAGAUAGAACUGGAGAAAAUAUUUUCAACGGCUGUUACUGCUGCCAUAGAAGAGGCUCCUGCUAACUCAGCAACUCCUGAACUCAUCACAACGAUUGUCCUCAGUGUUCUGCUAGCCUGCACCCUCACAGCCUUCCUGGUAUACGUACGUUUUACUAUAAAAAGGAAAAGGAAAACUGGAAUAAUGGCGUUUAGCAAUGUGGAAGACACCAAAGGAGGUGCUGCUGACAAAGAUGAAUUUCAGGAUGAUGAAAGCCCUGAGACACUAGAUUGCAACAGUGAACAUGAAGAAAGUGUAGCAUCUGAAGAAGCCGCUGAACCUAGAAAUGAAGAUGCCCAACCCACUGCAGAAUUCACAACAAAACAGGAUUGCUUUCUGACAGAUACAAAGGAUGAGUUGGCUCUUUCCUUAAAACCUGAUCCCACAACGCACACCCCUGAAAAAGAACUGAAAGGAGUAACAUUUUCAGAAGUGGCGAUUAUUUUGGAUGCAGAGUGUGAAGGUGAUGAGCCUGAUGAUAACUAUGUAUUUUUUCAUCAGUAAGAAUGCUUGACGAAGAAGACUUUUAGGAAAACCACAAUGACACUCACUGGAACACUACAGAAUUAAGUGAGCAAUAAGAAUAUGGGAAUGCUAUCCAGAUUUUAAUUCCUGCUACUCCUGUUGUUCGUGCUGUAAGCGAUGGACAGGGAAGAAAAUCAGCAGUAGGCUGGAAGGGCAGCAGCACGGUCAUAACGCAAGGUUACUUCCCCAGAUGCGCCGUUAUCUUACGGUGUGUUCAACUUCCUAUGGCAUGCGUACACUGGCAAGACAAUAAAACCGAUUCCAACUGUGACGCCUUGUCAUUAUUUUAGACGAAGUACUUCUCGGACAUCAACCUUCUCCUCUUUUGCACAGAACCCAC
Molecule: messenger RNA, 3882 nt
Organism: Haliaeetus leucocephalus (bald eagle)
Lineage: Eukaryota; Metazoa; Chordata; Aves; Accipitriformes; Accipitridae
Product: protocadherin Fat 4-like
Exons: 20
Coding region: 213-3521 (1102 amino acids)
Biological process (GO): multicellular organism development; homophilic cell-cell adhesion; adherens junction organization
Cellular component (GO): plasma membrane; catenin complex; adherens junction
Molecular function (GO): calcium ion binding; cadherin binding
Source: RefSeq, a predicted model, not a curated record